CAGUUAGGAUGGCAGUGCACUGGGCAUCUCCGCUCGUACUCAAGUUGUAGAUGAAAGCUGGACCCGGGUAAAAGAAGAAAGUGACACCGAUCAGCAACUUUCUUAAAAGUCAUGCGCCCGUUGAUGUGCCUGCUGUCUGCGCUGGUUGUAUGCGGGGAUGGGAAAGCGACCGGAGAGUUCACUCCGACCGGACACCCUCUGCAUAUCAAUGACGGGUACUUUGCAAACCGGGAUCGCAUGAAACAAGAGCCCUUUCAGCACCAACAACAAGUGCCCGAUGCCUUGUCAGGUCUUACCUCUAACCUAAAGGUCCAGGUCAGUGAUUUCCUGAGUCGUCAGCAACUGAGCCAGGCAGUGGUGGAGGUCUUUAUCAACUACACCAGGACCAAGACGGCUCUCACUGGGGAGGACGGCAGCGUUUUGCUUCAUGUCCCUUACCAAACUGGGACACCUAUCACAAUUGUGGCCAGCAAGGAUGGCUACAUUUCCACACUGCUGCCCUGUAAAACCAACAGAAUGCCAAUAUUUUCAUCUGUGACCAUGUCCCUACUUGGUCAGAAUCAGGGGAACAUCUGGCUCUUUGAGGAUUCAGUCCUGAUCACUGGCAAAACAUCUGAUGCUUCGUCGCAGCCCGUUGUCCAGUUUCCCAAGAGACUGCUGAAUCUGACAGACGGCAGUAAUGUCACCUCUGUCAAAGCCUACCUAACCAUUCCCAAGCUGCCAUCAGAGGAGGACAUCUUUCUGAACACUAUGGGCAUCAUGAGCAGUAAAUCAGGAUAUGUCAGUGUGGAUUUGAGUCCGGUGGCGGCUGUCAGCGUGCAGCUUUUCUCAGGAGACACAGAGUUAUAUGUGAGUGGGCCUAUACAGAUCAACCUCAGCAUUCCUGACAACUGUGGACUUCAGACUUCAAAUGUUGUUCCAGCUUGGUUCUUUAACCGGACCACUGGUGGAUGGAUGAGAAAAGGACUGGGGACGGUGGGGUCAGUGGGAGGAAAACUCAUGUGGACAUUCACAGCUCCUCACCUUGGUUACUGGAUAGCAGCACCUCUGUCAUCCACCAGAGGUUUCUUUGGACUUGCCAUCCCCAUUGACUUCAUCUUGCGGCAUGCAUCUUUCCUGAUGGUUGUCCUUGGAGGAAUGGUUGUUAUUGUCAUCUCUCUUCUGGUUGUUGUAUUGUGUUAUCACAGAAGUUCGCUCAGUGAAGCUAAAACAAAGAAGAUCCUACCAGUGAUGAGAAAAGACCAGACCACCUCCACAUGUGACGAUGGAGUCUUUGACAUCUCUUCAAGGGACUCCUCUCAUCCACAGGAUGGACUGAACCAAUCAUUGACAGAAAUGGGGGAUAAUCGGCACAAUGCCUCUGUUAUUUCUAUGCACAAUGGCAACGUAAUAGCCAACCCCAAUGCUGUGGCCAUUGCAGUGGAGUGUAACGAACUGGAGCUUAACACUGACCUGAAUGAUCUGAUGUGUGGGCAGAUCAGAGCUCCAGCCUCUCUGACAGAGAAUUUGUUUUUCUACAACCAGCCUGUUGCCAUUCUUCACGCUCCAGCAUUCUUCCACUUGGAGGAGCAGCCAGAGCAGCCCCAGUGGAGCAAGUCCGCCACUCUUCCCCGUGCAGGGGCUACAAACAGUGCUGCCAGUGAGCCACUGAACAAAGACAGCUUCACCCAGGCUCAACCAAAAGACCCUUCUGCCACCCAGAACCAGGCGGCAGAAACUGAGGACCAGCUUGGGGUUUUAGAGGGCUCACAGGCAGCAACCUCCACAAACACACCCAGAGGUCACUUCAACCUCCCAGAGUCAGUUUCAGUUCCAGGAACAUUAAAUAAAAUGGGAGGCAGCAGACACUCAGUGCAUGCCUUGGCAGAACUUUCUAAAAUCCCCUCACUUCAGCCACCUCGGGCCUGGUUUGUAUCACUGGAGGGCAAACCUGCAGCUGAGAUCCAUUACGCUGUGUCGGAGCAGCAGAGGAGACGAAGGCCAGUUGAGAGUCGAGAGACCAGCUUAGACUCAGGAGUGGAUAUGAGCGAACUGAACCCGACGUCUGGAAGGAGGGCUGUAACACUGGAGCGCAAUGCUACGUUUGUCAAAAGCACAUCGAGCAGUAAACAUGCACCUUCACAGUAAAAACUCUAAUGCCUCCAUGCCUACAGCUCUUUAAGUUUGUUAAUCAACAGCAUCAGUUCUAUCUAUGAUCUAUCUAUGAAAUAACCUUUUUACCUUAUUGCUUCAUCUUUUACAUACUAAUGUUAAAGUGCCAAUCGAAGUUGGGGGAACUGUGCUAUUAUCAGAUUCCACAGGGUCUACGUUGCAGCUGUUAUGCAUGUACAAAAGCACAAACAGUCCAAAGCAGAGCAUGUGGACUUUACAUCUAAAAUAUCAUUCCUCAUACCCAUUCUGCUGUUUACCAGCCUGUCUUAUCUCUUAUCUCCUGCCUCAACAGCCGGUUUUAACCAUAAACAUGUCAGAUUUUGCAAGUGUUUUAACGUUCAACACUGAUAAUUUAAAUAGAGAGAGAAUAAUAGUCAAACAUCUCCGUAAUGAACAGUCAUAAACUUUUAUUCUGUCCAGAUUAAUCCACAGACUAUCAUGGCUAACUCAACAGGACUGAAUGUUCGGUAUUUUAACAACAACCGUUUGUAUUUGUGCAUAUUAUAUUUGUUUUACAUGUUUCCAUGUAUAUUGUCUUGAAGUGAAUCAUUUCAUUAUAUUUUAAUAAAAAAUACCGACAUUUUUCCAAA
This is a messenger RNA of Morone saxatilis (striped sea-bass), 2741 nucleotides long. Its product is annotated as protein FAM171B-like. The record is from RefSeq and is a predicted model, not a curated record. Lineage: Eukaryota; Metazoa; Chordata; Actinopteri; Moronidae. The transcript has 8 exons. Bases 112 to 2127 code for a protein of 671 amino acids.